AUGAUGGUAACUGAGUUCAUCAUACUAGGGUUUGGAGACCUCAAGGAGUUGAGUCCUUUGCUCUUCCUGGUAUUUGGUAUUGUCUAUAUGGUCACCGUUUCUGGAAAUAUUCUCUUGGUGGUGCUAGUGUGCACUCAAAGAAGACUCCAGAUGCCAAUGUACUUUUUUCUGGCAAAUCUUUCAUGCCUGGAGGUCUGUUAUACAUCCAACAUUGUACCCAGAAUGUUGGUGGACUUGUUGAGGGAAAAAAGAGUGAUAUCCAUGGUAGGUUGUAUUAUUCAACUCUAUUUCUUUGGGGCAUUGGGCAGCGCUGAGUGUUAUCUACUGGCUGUGAUGUCAUAUGACCGGUACUUGGCAGUCUGCAGGCCCUUGCAAUAUGCAACAUUAAUGCAUCGAACCCUGUGUGUGGGCCUAGCCAUUGGCUCAUGGUUUAGUGGAUUCACAGUGGCAGCUGCAUUCCAGGCUGCUAUGGUAUCCAGCUUGAACUUUUGUGGUGGCAAUGAGAUUGACCAUUUCUUUUGUGAUUUGAAACCUCUACAGAAGCUCUCCUGCUCUGAUCCCCAUGUGGUCAACCUGGUCUGCAUGAGUCUAACAGCCUUGGUAACCCUAGCUCCCUUUGGGUUAACUCUAGCCUCCUACUGGCAGAUUCUUUCUGUAGUCUUGCAUAUAUCUUCCACGCAAGGUAGGCAGAAAGCAUUCUCUACUUGCUCCUCUCAUCUAGUAGUUGUGACUUUGUUUUAUGGGACCUUAAUCUUAGUCUAUGCUGUACCCUUGGCUGGCCAGGGGUCAUCACUCAAUAAGGCUUUCUCUUUGUUCUAUACAGUUGUAACUCCUAUGUGUAAUCCUUUUAUCUACAGCCUCAAAAACAAUGAUAUCAAAGAGGCUCUGAAUAAAUUGAAGAUUUGA
Molecule: messenger RNA, 906 nt
Organism: Dipodomys ordii (Ord's kangaroo rat)
Lineage: Eukaryota; Metazoa; Chordata; Mammalia; Rodentia; Heteromyidae
Product: olfactory receptor 10A7-like
Exons: 1
Coding region: 1-906 (301 amino acids)
Biological process (GO): G protein-coupled receptor signaling pathway
Cellular component (GO): membrane
Molecular function (GO): G protein-coupled receptor activity; olfactory receptor activity
Source: RefSeq, a predicted model, not a curated record